Pieris brassicae (large cabbage white) is the source of this 3106-nucleotide messenger RNA. RefSeq names its product ras-related protein Rab6 (gene Rab6). The coding region runs from base 251 to 883 and encodes 210 amino acids. NCBI's taxonomy places the organism in Eukaryota, Metazoa, Arthropoda, Insecta, Lepidoptera, Pieridae. The record is from RefSeq and is a predicted model, not a curated record. Gene Ontology annotation, molecular function: GTP binding; GTPase activity. The transcript is spliced from 6 exons.
AUGAACACUGAAAUAAAUUUUAUUUAGUGGAAGUAACUUUCUUCUGAAUAAAAUAUUUGCUGAGUUGGCUCUUGCGUAGAACGUCGUAGAAUGUACUGACUACUGACAUUCAGUCUGUCGUAACGUGGCGGCGCUGCGCUCGUGUGCCGCAGGAGUGGCCUGCUGUCAGUAAUCAGUUUAAGUAGUUUUCUGUGAUAAGAAAUACUGUGAAAUUAUAGUUUAGUUAAAUAAUUAAAUAAAAUAUAUCACGAUGUCGACGUCUGGUGAAUUCGGUAACCCUUUACGCAAGUUUAAAUUGGUCUUUCUUGGUGAACAGAGUGUGGGAAAAACAUCUUUGAUCACAAGGUUCAUGUAUGAUAGUUUUGACAACACAUACCAGGCAACAAUUGGGAUAGACUUCCUAUCAAAAACAAUGUAUUUGGAGGAUCGCACAGUUCGCCUGCAAUUAUGGGAUACAGCAGGACAAGAGAGAUUCCGUUCACUCAUUCCUUCAUAUAUAAGAGAUUCGACUGUGGCUGUUGUUGUUUAUGAUAUUACAAAUGCAAAUUCAUUCCAUCAAACAUCAAAAUGGAUAGAUGACGUGCGCACAGAGCGUGGCUCCGACGUGAUUAUAAUGCUGGUGGGGAACAAGACUGAUCUGUCCGAUAAAAGACAGGUCUCCACUGAGGAAGGAGACAGGAAGGCGAAGGAACUCAACGUUAUGUUCAUAGAGACCAGUGCUAAGGCUGGGUAUAAUGUUAAACAGUUGUUCCGACGUGUUGCGGCUGCCCUUCCCGGCAUGGAUUCUGCUGAGAGCAAGCCACCCGAAGACACUGUGGACCUGCAGACCCAGUCCCCAAUGGGCUCCGAACAAGAGGGCAACGAGAGUGGGUGCGUUUGUUGAACGGCUUAAAGCCUCUGUGCCUACUUUGUAUCUUUUUAUGUGCCCCGCUUAGAUGUGAUCCAAUUUGUGUCGAGCGCACAAUUUUGCGUGUACUACGAAUAGUCUAAGCAAUCAUUUCAUUUACGUUUUCCACAUUAGAACAGUAUCUUUAGCAAAAGCUUCUCCGUGGCUUAGCACAAAUUUAGCUUACGUCCAUACAAUGUCAGUAUGUAACAACUCGAACGAUGUUUCGCGUGCUAAAUACGAUACCAGUACGCAUUUUCUGAAGAAAAAAAAACUUUGAAUGUACAUUUACUACUCGAUUGGACUUAUGUAUAGUUAGUGCUAAGGGUGCAGAUUUAUCAGUGUUGAACCGGCUUACGAACCGUUUUCAUAAAGUACGAGACGUAAAUGAAUUUGAAAGUGUCAAACAUCGUUUUUAUUUACAUUUAAAUGAUUAAAUAUGUUCUUCGGUGGAAUACGUAAAAACCUUGCUAAAUAGAGUUUUUCUUGUGUAAAAAGAAUGCCAUCUUAAACUAAAGGCUUCCGAAUGAAUUGAAAAGCUCUAUUUAGAUAAAAUAGUUUAAUGUGCCUAAAUUUGUCAAUGCGUUCGUUCGUUCGUCACAGACUCAAGCUGUUCUAGGAUUUGUUUUUAUUACCAAUUGGCUGUAAUUGUAUAAUUACAAUUUUAAUACGUGAAAAUUUCAAGCUUAUGUUAUAAUGUCGGGCGGACUAAGGCUCUGUUGUGAUAGAAUGAAUUUAUGUAUUGGAUUGAUGACUGAUAUGCAUAGGAUUUUGUUUUAAAUAAACUGGCCCUUGACGGCUCUAUAAGGAUUUUAUUAAUUGAAACGGGAAAAUGACAGUCUGUGUCAAAUUUUUGUAUGAAAUGUAAAAAAAUAAUUUAAUGUGCUGUGCUUUAUGAUUUAAUAAAAAUUGUCAAGAAUGGAUUUCAAGGCUCAAACAACUCUUGAUAUUGUCAUUUUCAUCGAUUAAACAAUUGAUAUCUAUUGUUUCUGUCAGUCUUCAUGGCUUAAUUAGUAUUGUUGAAAAAAAAUGGCGGAUCACAAAGGCACACUGGAAACAUUUAUUCUUACUUUAGCCAUAGGAGAGAGAGAUUCAGCUAUUCCUCCAUUACCAAAUUCCAAUGACAGUGCGCCGAUUUACAGCGCCCUCUAGAGACAUAUCGAUUUGAAGGGAAAAGGUUCAGGCAUUGAGUCUCAAUGGAUUUGUCGGACCUUAAACAACUUAAUAGCCAAAUGGGUCUGGUUUCCGACUUAAUAUGACUGUACUGCGAUAGUUCUUAUGAGACGUAGAAUAAUUGGUCCGCCUGACCAUCGCAAACUGUGCGUAAUUGAUUUACUUCAACGAUCUCUCUCUUAUCUUAUAUUAUGUAGAUUAAUAGGCAUUUUCUUCUAUUAGAUUAAUAUUUAAGCACAACUAGUGGAUUUAUUUAUUUAGGAACCUGUUAAGUAGCGAUUUUCGACUUCUAUUUAGCUCUCACUGCCGAUAAAAAUUUGGAAUUCAUGUUAUUCGACCUAAACGCAGACUACGCCUAUGUCUAGUUAAAAAGACAUUUCGUUACCAUGGCAAACGUGUGCUACAUGUUACAUAUUUUGAAACAGCUUCCAGUUAUCGGGCUUAUAAUAAUAAAGAUUCCCGCAUACCAAGAUGCAAUAAUUUGAUAUACGGAAUUCACAUAUUCAACGAGAUGGAAAGCGGAUACCUGCUAGAAGUGAAUGAGACUGUUAAUAUCAGAACAGACCGAUCCGAACAAUCUCUCCUUCCCUAUCUGUGAAGCGUAUGAGGGUAAUACUAUCAAAAACGUAUUUAGAGAAGUAUAUGUUUGUUGCCAUGGUUACGAUGGCUUUGUUCUAUAAAUCGUACGUGACGUAAAAAUAUCGUACGCUGUAAGUUUAUACUUUACGUUAGAAUUUAAGUCUUAUGGUAAAUGGAUUGGAAAUUGAUACAACGUUUUCUUUUCAACUAUGGCUAUAAAACUUAAUUUUUUUAUUAAUUAAUUUCCAUAAAUUAGGAUCGGUACGAAGAUCUAUUUAAUGGACUGGAUGACUCGUCUGCGUUUAUGGUUUUAGUAUAAUAGUAUCGAUACGUUUUAUAGUGUUUUGUAAGCAAUUGUUAGUGUAACGUUUUGUACGAAACGUGCUUAGCUUUCAUCAAUAGAUAUUGUUGUUUUCGUAAUUAUUCAAUACUAGCAUAAUGUUCUGGAUAAUAAAUGCAUUUUAAAUA